Molecule: messenger RNA, 3846 nt
Organism: Cokeromyces recurvatus
Lineage: Eukaryota; Fungi; Mucoromycota; Mucoromycetes; Mucorales; Mucoraceae
Product: putative ABC transporter protein
Exons: 3
Coding region: 1-3846 (1281 amino acids)
Biological process (GO): transmembrane transport
Cellular component (GO): membrane
Molecular function (GO): ABC-type transporter activity; ATP binding; ATP hydrolysis activity
Source: RefSeq, a predicted model, not a curated record
AUGGAAGAAAUUGCUGCUAUUCCUAUUAAACAAAUUGAAUCUAUUCAUGAAGCAGAAAAAAAGGAUGAUAAAAAGAAAAAGAAGAAGGAAAAGCAACCUUCGGUGGCAAUUUUUAAAUUAUUCCGAUUUGCCACAAAGAUCGAGUUACUCAUGAUCCUUUGCGCUGCCAUUUUCUCGGCAGGUAUUGGUGCUCUUCAACCUGUUUCAAUUAUUAUCUUUGGUAAAUUUAUGGGUACUAUCGGUGUCUCUAUGAUGACUGGUGAUUUUGAACAACUCGCUAAAGACGCACAACCCUUGAUUUUGACAUUUGUGUAUAUGGGUACAGCUGUACUGGUAGCUGCUUAUAUUACAAAUUGCUUUUGGAUCUUGACAGGCGAGAAUCAAGUUCGUCGUAUUCGUAGUCUUUAUGUCCAUGCUAUUUUGCGUCAGGAUAUGAGUUGGUUUGAUAAAGCUGAAGAAGGUUCCUUAACAACACGUUUAGCUACUGAUACACAAUUGAUUCAAGAUGGUAUCUCUGAGAAGUUUGGUCUACUUGUGAUGUGUAUUGGUCAAUUCAUUGCUGGUUUUGUUGUUGCUUUCAUAAAGGGCUGGAGACUUGCUGUUAUUAUUCUUGCUACACUUCCUGUAUUAGGUGGUGUAGGUGGUGCCAUGGGUUAUUUCAUUACCAAAUAUACCUUGAAAGCACAAGAUUCUUAUGCUGAUGCUGGUUCUGUGGCUGAACAAGUCUUUGCUGGUAUUCGAACUGUCUAUUCCUUCUCUCUUCAAAAACGUUUUGCUACCCUUUAUGAGGAAAAAUUGCAAAAGGCUAUGAAAACUGGUAUUAGACGUGGACAAGUUUUGGGUUUCGGUUUUGGUAGUUUUAUGUUUGUUCUCUUUGCUACCUAUGGUCUUUCCUUCUGGUAUGGUGCCAAAUUGACCCGUGAAAAGUUAAUGUCGGGUGAAGAUGUCUUGGUUGUCUUUUUCGCUAUGAUCAUGGGUGCUAUUGCCUUUUUACAAUUGCCUCCUAAUCUUUCUGCCGUCUCUAGUGCUUGUGGUGCUGCUUAUAAGAUUUAUACUACUAUUGAUCGUGUCCCUUCCAUUGAUGUCGAUAAUAACAAUGGUUUACACCCUGAGAGAAUCGUCGGUGAAAUUGAAUUCAAGGAUGUAAAGUUUAGUUAUCCUACACGUCCUGAUAUCACUAUUUUGAAAAAUUUAAAUCUUAAGAUCAAGCCUGGCAUGACUGUUGCAUUUGUUGGCCCUUCGGGCUCUGGUAAAUCUACUUCCGUUCAAUUGCUUCAACGUUUCUAUGAUCCCUCAAAAGGUAGUGUCAUCCUUGAUGGUCAUGAUCUUAAGGAUUACAAUGUUGCUUGGUUACGUAGUCAAAUUGGUGUAGUCUCUCAGGAACCCGUUUUGUUUAAUAUGACUAUCAAACAAAAUUUGUUGAUGGGUGUCGUUAAAGAAAUAACAAAUGACGAUAUUGUUGCUGCUUGUAAAAAGGCAAACUGUCACUCUUUUAUUUCUCAACUUCCUGAUGGUUAUGAAACAAUUGUUGGUGAACAUGGUGGUAUGCUUUCAGGUGGUCAAAAACAACGUAUUGCUAUUGCACGUGCUAUUCUUAAGAAUCCAUCUAUUCUUUUAUUAGAUGAGGCUACUUCUGCUUUAGAUACUCAAUCAGAAAGAUUGGUUCAAUCUGCCUUGGAUGCUGCUGCUGCUGAUCGUACUACAAUUGUGAUUGCUCACCGUCUUUCUACUAUCCGUAAUGCUGAUCUAAUUGUUGUCAUGCAGGCUGGUGACUUGAUUGAACAAGGUAAUCACAAUGAACUCUUGGCUCUGAAUGGUGUUUAUGCUGAAUUGGUCCGAAAGCAAGAAAUUGCAACUAAACAAAACGAUGAUGAGCCUGAUUCUGAAGAAUUGUUAAGACGUGAACAAAUGGAAAUCUUGGCUGAACAACAUCGUACUGAAGAAAGUGAAGUUAAUGAAAAGGAAACCACUGUUCAUUUAUUCAAAACUACUAGUCGUGCCUCUGUAGACGCUUAUGAAUUAAAGCUUCGUAAAGAGCGUGAGGAACGUAAGGUAGCCAUGAAACAAAAAGUUCCUAUCAAGAAGGUUUUAGAUCAAAUGCGUUCUGAAUGGUAUCUUCUUGGUAUAGGUAUCGUUGGUGCUGCCAUUGCUGGUGCUGUCUUCCCUUGCUUUUCUUUAAUUUUUGCUCAAGUCAUUUCGCAACUUAUUGACCCUUCUGAUGUAGUUCCUGGUCCUAUGUCAGGCACUAAUCUCUAUUCGUUUUUGUUUGUCAUUAUUGGUGUUGGUGCCUUUAUCGGGUUUACUACCCAAGUUAUUUCCUUUGAAAUAGCAGGUGAACGCUAUACGAAACGUCUUCGUGCUGCUAUUUUCCGUGCUUAUAUGAAACAAGAAAUUGGCUUCUUUGAUGAUGAAGAUAAUUCACUUGGUGCUCUGACAUCAAAGCUUGCUAUUGAUUCUAAAAAUGUCAAUGAAUUAGUGACGAAGACUUGGGGUGAUAUUACCCAAAUUAUUGUUACUGCUAUCACUGGUUUAGCUAUUGCCUUCUCUCAAAGUUGGAUGUUGACCUUAAUUAUUCUUUGUAUGGCACCUUUCAUUAUGUUUGCCACUGGUUAUGAAUCCAAAAUCCAUCGUGGUUUUGAAGAUAAUACCAAGAAGGCCAAUGAACAAUCAGGUGAAGUCGCUGGUGAAGCAAUUAAAGAAAUCCGUACUGUAGCUGGUCUUAACAAGCAAAACCAUUUUGAGCGCAAGUAUUUCCAAGCUACUGAUCGCCCUCAUAAACUUGCACAACGUAAGGCUUAUAUGUCCUCCAUCGGUUAUGCUCUCCAACAAGGUAUUACUCUUUAUACAAAUGCAGUUGCCUUUUAUGCUGGUAUCCAACUUAUGUGGCAUCAUAAACUUCCCUUUGAUAAAAUGUUUACCUGUAUGAUGUCCAUCAUGAUUACCGCUCAAGGUGUCGGCCGUGCUUCCGUCUUUACUACUACCUUUGCUAAAGCCAAAUACUCUGCUAUCGCCGCUUUUGAAAUCCUUGAACGUGAACCAUCGAUUGACCCUGACCUUGAAGGUAUUGAACCUACACGUAAUCAAGUUCAUGGUGAAAUUGAUUUCGAAAACAUCACUUUCCGUUAUCCUGCACGUCCUGAUAUCUCUAUCUUUAAUGGUGAAUUCAACCUGCAUGGUAAAGCUGGUCAAACUAUCGCUCUUGUUGGACCCUCCGGUUGUGGUAAAUCAACAACGAUUGGUAUGCUUCAAAGAUGGUAUGAUCCUGUUAGUGGUACUGUUCGUAUGGACGAUAAUAACGUUAAGAAUUUCACAUUAAGCAAUCUCCGUAGUCAUAUGGCACUUGUCGGUCAAGAACCUGUCUUGUUUGAUACAACCAUUGGUGAAAAUAUUCGAUUUGGUGUUGAUGAUGGCAAGGAAGUAACGCAAGAGGAUGUUGAAUCAGCUUGUAAAGCAGCCAAUAUUCACAUGUUCAUUACUAGUCUUCCCAAAGGAUAUGAUACACGUGUUGGUGAUAAAGGAUCUCAAUUAUCGGGUGGUCAAAAGCAGCGUAUUGCUAUCGCACGUGCCUUGAUUCGUAAACCUAAAUUAUUGUUACUAGAUGAAGCCACAUCAGCUCUUGAUAGUGAAAGUGAAAAACUUGUUCAAGCUGCUAUUGAUAAUAUUUUAGAAGAAGGCGGACGUACGACGAUUACAAUUGCACAUCGUCUUUCUACUAUUCAAAAUGCGGAUCUUAUUUGUGUCGUUAAAGGAGGUCGUAUUAUUGAACAAGGCACUCAUUGGGAACUUCUGAAGUUAAAUGGCACUUAUAGUGAAUUAGUGUAUCAGCAAUCCCUUAACUCACUCUAA